This is a messenger RNA of Octopus sinensis (East Asian common octopus), 663 nucleotides long. RefSeq names its product DNA polymerase delta catalytic subunit-like. Lineage: Eukaryota; Metazoa; Mollusca; Cephalopoda; Octopoda; Octopodidae. Gene Ontology annotation, cellular component: delta DNA polymerase complex. Bases 1 to 663 code for a protein of 220 amino acids. Gene Ontology annotation, biological process: DNA-templated DNA replication; base-excision repair, gap-filling; DNA replication proofreading. The record is from RefSeq and is a predicted model, not a curated record. Gene Ontology annotation, molecular function: 3'-5'-DNA exonuclease activity; DNA-directed DNA polymerase activity; DNA binding. The transcript has 4 exons.
AUGGCCAGAGUGACGGGAAUUCCUAUUUCUUAUAUCUCUAAAAGAGGACAGCAAAUCAAAGUUGUGUCUCAAUUGCUCAGAAAAGUGUUUUUUGGAGCUAAACUUGAGCUCAAAUCAGAGACAGAUCCAGUUCGGAGACAAAUUCUAGAUGGGAGACAACUUGCUUUAAAACUCUCGGCUAAUUCUGUCUAUGGGUUCACUGGGGCACAAAACGGGCGUCUGCCUUGUUUGGAAAUAUCUCAAAGUGUGACAUCUUAUGGUCGAGAAAUGAUCGAAAUGACUAAAAAUGAGAUUGAACUUAAAUAUAAUAUUCGAAAUGGAUAUGAGUUUGAUACUAAGGUUAUCUACGGAGAUACUGACUCGGUGAUGUGUCGGUUUGGCUUUCAAGAUGUCCAAAGGACCAUGGAAAUGGGUUUUGAGGCAGCCAAGUAUGUCUCCUCCCGAUUUCCCCCUCCAAUCAAUUUGGAAUUCGAAAAAAAAUGCAUUGAAAAGUUGGCUAUCGAAGACGCAACUCAGUCUUAUAUACAAUCAGUUGUAUUGAAGAAAGCAUUGGAGAGUAUGAUUGUUGAGCAUAGGCAUGGGAUCAGAAUCACUGAUGAGGAGAUAAAUUCAGCCAGUAGUCUCUUAAUUGAAGCAAGUCAUUCGUAUGAAGAUAAUAUGUAG